AUGGCGCAAGACACGGCGAGCGCCAUUCUCAAGGACGACGAGGCCCUGGGUCUUCGUGAGGAGAAAAAGACAGAAGACUUCUCAGGCCAGGCGGAGGCCCUCAUUGAACGGGUUGAAAAUGCGCGUCAGGCGAGUAUCCUUGGCACAGCGUCUCCACAGACUUCAGCUGAGGGCUUGCGGGGUGCCCAUGUGUUUGCGGACGAAAUUCUUGCGUUAGAGAAGAAGUGCCGCCAAGCGCAGGACGGGGCUAGCGGCUCAAAGCUUUGUGCCUGUUAUCUCCGCUGCUUCGUAAAGGUGGAGGACAAGGAGAAGAAAGACGUCGUGCUCAGCCCAGAUGCGGAGUUGCAGGUCGACGCACUGGAUCCGGAGACCCUCGAGAACGUUGACAAGGAGUCUCCGGGCUUCUCUGUUUCCUUUUUGAAUGCUCGAGGUGUGGAGGCUUUUGCACAAGAAGUGACGGUGCUCAUUAAAAGAAGGGGGCAACUCAAGCGAAGUAUCUGUGCGGUCGUCAGACUCAGCAUGCAGUUGCUGCAAUACCUGAAACCCGCGGACAAGGAGCAUUUUAUCGAAUCCUUAAGGCUCGCUACGGAGGGGAAGAUCUUUGUCGAGGUUGAGCGGGCACGCCUGAUUUUGCUGUCCGCCCUCAUGAAGGAGAAGGCUGGAAAUGUAGAACAAGCCACCCUUAUGCUGCAGGAUGUGCAGGUCGAGACAUUUGGCGCGAUGGAACGCGAGGAAAAGACUCGGUAUAUCCUGAAGCAGAUGCUGUUGCUUCUGCGUCGCUCGGAUUUUAUUCGCUGCCAGAUUGUUAGCAAGAAGCUAAGCCCUAAGCUGCUCGAGGCUGAGGACCUGCAGCCCUUGAAAGUGAAGUUUUAUGAACUGAUGACGUUGUACUACCUGCAUGAAAACGCGCUGCUUGACGUCGCCAAGUGCUUCGGACACAUCUACAAUACAAAAAUCACACAGGAAGACGCAGGGAAAGCAAAGGAGUGCCUGGAGUGUUUUGUCAUUUUUAUGGUUUUGGCACCUCACGAUGCUGAGGCGAAGGCCCUCAUUGCAAAGACGCUCAAAGAGGAGAUAAAGAAGCUGCAGCAGCUCCCAGCCUUCGAGCAGCUCUUGAGGGACCUGUGCGGAGUUGAACUCCUCUCCUGGCCUCUGCCGUACGAUGCCGAUUUGCAUCACCAUGCAGUUUUCGGAGAAGACAAAUUUCAAGGCGGCGCGAAGAGAUGGACGUUGCUCAGGAAACGCGUCAUCCAACAUAAUCUCCGGGUCCUAUGCGAACAUUACAGCGUUAUCGAGUUGCAGCGUGUGGCGUCGCUCCUCGGUGUCUCAGAAGCGGAGGCUGAGACGGAGCUUUGCGAGUUGGCGAGUGCUGGUGCUCUAGACGCUAAGAUCGACCGACCCGCCAGAACUGUAGCGUUUGGAAAGCGCAAGACAGAUCUGCUUGUUCUGGAAGAAUGGUCUUCCUCACUUUCAAACAUUUGCUUUGUUCUCAGGUUGUUGGACAAGGUGGACCUGUGCUGCCACAUGAUACAAAAAGAGAGAAUGGUUCAUGCGGCGCGCGCCACAGCGGCUGCAGCAAAUGCAAAACUCACUUCCUGA
Messenger RNA from Cyclospora cayetanensis, 1599 nucleotides. Its product is annotated as 26S proteasome regulatory subunit rpn502. Lineage: Eukaryota; Apicomplexa; Conoidasida; Eucoccidiorida; Eimeriidae. The coding region runs from base 1 to 1599 and encodes 532 amino acids. The transcript is spliced from 11 exons. The record is from RefSeq and is a predicted model, not a curated record. Gene Ontology annotation, cellular component: nuclear proteasome complex; cytoplasm; proteasome regulatory particle, lid subcomplex.